Lotus japonicus is the source of this 1966-nucleotide messenger RNA. RefSeq names its product KIN17-like protein. The transcript is spliced from 2 exons. Gene Ontology annotation, molecular function: double-stranded DNA binding. The record is from RefSeq and is a predicted model, not a curated record. The coding region runs from base 499 to 1695 and encodes 398 amino acids. Gene Ontology annotation, biological process: DNA damage response; DNA replication. NCBI's taxonomy places the organism in Eukaryota, Viridiplantae, Streptophyta, Magnoliopsida, Fabales, Fabaceae. Gene Ontology annotation, cellular component: nucleus.
GCCACCGACACGUGACCGACACGUGUCGGACACGUCUGAGGCGUGUCUGAAUAAAAAAACAUUAUUUCUUGGCUCGGACACGGCUUGGACACGGCGUGGACACGGCUUGUAUAUUGAGCCGACACACCUUUGUGGCUGGACACACAUAUGGGACACUUUGUACUAUUUUUUUAUUAUUUUCUGACUUAAAAAAAAAGAUAAAUUAAAAAUAAACAACCUUAUCUAAUUAAACAUCAAACAAAGGUAAUAAAAAACAAUGAUUCAGUGGGCUCAUAACGCACAAACACGACUCUUCUCCUCUCCUCUUCUCUUGCGUGUUUCAUCUCCUGCCUCCGCCAGCGGCGGCGCUCCUCCUUCUCCACCAGCGGUGACGUUUCCUCCUACCUCUUGGUCUUCUCUCUUGCUUCCCUUCUCUGUUACUUGAAAUAGUUUGUAUAGGAGGAAGUAAGCACUAGGUGGGGUUAUUUAUAGCAUUUUGACAUUUCAUCCAGAUUCUCAAUGGGGAAAAAUGAUUUUCUCACACCUAAGGCAAUUGCCAAUCGAAUCAAAGCAAAAGGACUGCAGAAGCUUCGGUGGUAUUGCCAGAUGUGCCAGAAGCAAUGCCGAGAUGAGAAUGGGUUUAAAUGCCACUGCAUGAGUGAAGGGCACCAACGUCAAAUGCAAGUUUUUGGGCAAAACCCAACUCGGAUAAUUGAUGGCUAUUCUGAAGAGUUUGAGAAAACAUUCCUUGAGCACAUGAAGCGCAGCCACCGAUUCAGCCGCAUAGCUGCCACUGUCGUGUAUAAUGAAUACAUAAACGAUAGACACCACGUUCAUAUGAACUCCACUGAGUGGGCUACGCUUACUGAUUUUGUAAAGUACUUGGGUCGAACUGGCAAGUGCAAGGUUGAUGAAACACCCAAGGGAUGGUUCAUUACAUACAUAGAUAGAGAUUCAGAAACCCUUUUCAAGGAGAAGAUGAAGAAUAAGAGAAUCAAGGCAGAUAUGGCAGAUGAAGAAAAGCAAGAGAGGGAGAUCAUGAAACAGAUUGAAAAGGCUGAGCAAUUGAUGCAGCCACCCAAUUCCGAUUCUGAUCAGACUUCACAGGCUGAGCCUCCAAGGGAAUUUAAUGUAGAGGAUGGAGUUAAGAUAGGAUUUUCUCUUGGGACAUCAGCUAGACCUGGGACCAAGGAAAAACGUGAAGAAUCGAGGGUGGCAUUUGAUGAGGUUGGUGAAGAGAAAAAUGAGGAAAGGAAUAAUGGAAACAAUUUGAAGAGGAAAGAAAUUGGUGGUGGAAAAUCGGCUUUGGAUGAAAUGAUGAGGGAUGAAGAGAAGAAAAAGGAGAAAAUGAACAGGAAGGAUUAUUGGUUGCAUGAGGGAAUUGUUGUUAAGGUUAUGAGCAAAGCCUUGGCAGAGAAGGGGUACUACAAGCAAAAAGGCGUAGUGCGGAAGGUGAUUGACAAGUAUGUUGGGGAAAUAGAAAUGCUUGAAAGCAAGCAUGUGCUCAGGGUUGAUCAGGUUGAACUCGAAACUGUGAUUCCACAAGUUGGUGGCCGUGUAAAAAUAGUCAAUGGGGCAUAUCGCGGAUCACUUGCUAGGCUUCUGGGGGUGGAUACAGAUCAUUUUUGCGCUAAGGUGCAGAUAGAGAAAGGUCCCUAUGAUGGUAGGGUCCUUAAAGCUGUGGAAUAUGAGGACAUUUGUAAAGUAGCCCAGUGAGUUUGAUCAGUGAUUCUAUAAGUUGCAUGAAUUGGAGUUUUGUUCUUAUGUACCACCUUCUUUCUAUAUAGAAAGGCCAUGUAACAGGUAUCAUUUUUGCUUGUUGUCUUUGGAAAUCAAACUGCAUGUCAUUUGAGUACUGUAAAAUGGACAUGUACUUCUCUUUUUGUUUUUUUGUUUUUUUUCUAUUGGCUAAAGGACCAAAAUUGAUUUGGACUUGGUUUUGACUAUAAGGAAUUAAAUCAAAUAUGUGCCUUUACUUGGUUUAAUA